AAUUAAGUUAAGUACUUACUUAGACCAUUUAAACUCAAUUUAGGAUCUGCCAAAUGAGUAAUUCCUAUAAUUAAUAAUAAGUUAAGUUAUUAGUUAUCACCUGCCUAGUUGUGAUUUGGUUACUUAGUCAUUCAGUAACUUAACUUAAGCCUAUCUUUGAGUUAAAGCAAACAUGUUGGCAAAACAUUACUGCUGUUGGGUGUUUUUUUUCACGCUAGUGUUGUUAUGCAAUGGAUCAGUCAAGAUAAGCCGUAGAGAUAAACAUGGAAUGUUGGGAGCUCCACCUUUGUCAACUACGAACAGUCAAAUACCUCCAGAUAGUUGGUUCACACAACUUCUUAAUCAUUUUGAACCUACCGAUACUAGAACAUGGAAACAGAGAUACCAAGUGGUGACAGAUCAUUAUGAAGCUGGAGGUCCUGUGUUUCUGUUGAUUGGAGGGGAAGGAGAAACCAAUGCAUUGUGGAUGAUACAGGGUGCUUGGGUGGACUAUGCAAAGAAAUACAACGCCCUCUUGUUCCAAGUUGAGCACCGUUACUACGGCAAGAGUCAUCCUACAAGUGACCUGAGUGUUGAGAAUCUGAAGUACUUGUCGAGUGAGCAAGCGCUAGCAGACCUAGCAUACUUUAUUGUAGCCAUGAACAAUGAGCACAACUUGCCUUCCAACACCAAGUGGGUGGCGUUCGGAGGCUCUUACCCAGGCAAUUUGGCAGCCUGGAUCAGAUUCAAGUAUCCUCACCUUAUCCAUGCUUCCAUGUCAGCCAGUGGUCCGGUUCUUGCUAAAGUUGAUUUCUCAGAAUACAUGGAUGUAGUAAAGAGUUCUCUUGCUACUCACAGUACUAAGUGUGUUAAGGCUGUGGAAUCUGCCAACAAACAUAUCAACAUACUCUUAAAAACUCCAAUAGGUCAAGACACCAUCUCAUCAAAGUUCAGAUUGUGCAGCCCUAUUGACAUAAACAACAUGAAUGAUGUUGCCAACCUUCUUGAGGCCCUGGCUGAGAACUUUGCUGGAGUAGUGCAGUACAACAAAGACAACAGAAUGUCAGACACAGCACACAUCACAAUAGACACUCUGUGUGAUAUCAUGGUGAACGAGUCUCUAGGCACACCAGUCAUCAGAUAUGCGGCUGUAAACAGUUUACUUCUCGAAACAAACUAUGAAUCAUGCUUGGAUUAUACAUAUGAAAACUAUUUAAAGGAAAUAAAAAAUACUACUUGGGGUGCUACUAAAGGCGCUCGCCAGUGGACAUACCAGACCUGCACAGAAUUUGGCUAUUUCCAGUCUUCUGAGAGUAAAACUGCUCUGUUUGGUGAAGAUUUUCCUGUGGAUUUUUUCAUCCAACAAUGUGCAGACAUUUUUGGCAAAAGUUUCACAAAGGAUCUGCUAGACCGAGCAGUGUACAGAAGCAAUGCCAUGUACGGAGGCCUAGACUUGCAGGCCACACGCGUCGUCUAUGUGCAUGGCUCUAUUGACCCUUGGCAUGCACUCGGUAUCACUAAGACAAGAAUUCCUCAAUCGCCAGCUAUCUACAUCAAUGGAACGGCUCAUUGUGCCAACAUGUAUCCAGUAGCUGACAAUGAUUUGCCGGCACUCACUGCAGCCCGUCAGCAAAUAUCUGCAUUGAUUGGAAAGUGGCUUCAAGAACCAUAAGUUACAAUGAAAUGCCAAACCUUAAAUUUGUUAACAUUUUCAUAUCUCAACAAAUAAGUACUGUACUUUUUAUGUAAACCUAAAGUGGACAUUGACUGAAAAAAUUUUUUUACAGUAGAACCCCUUAUAUUUGACUAUGAUGGAACCCGGUAUUGGUCAGAACGGCUAAAAGGUCGUAUAUCGGGUGGAGCAAAAAUAAAGACAGUUUAUUUAUUUCAUUAAAAACCAUAUACGUAAAUUAAUGAAUAUUAUGAAAUAACCUUAAGUCAAAAAUGUGAGCAGAACGACAAUUGACCAGCCAUUCGAAAAUUAUGGCCAUGGAUUUAGAUCAGUAGUCACAGCCAAAUACUUAACAUCUUCGCUGCCUCAGCAAAAUCAAGUACACCUUGCACGGUCAUGGCGAGAUCAUCCUCUCCCACGAUUUGUUAUCGCGUAUCAAUGCAUGCAAAUUUUUUCCGCUGGUGCGAAAAUAUGCGCUCAGAACGACUUUACCUGAGCUUGGUCCGACAUUUUUGCUACUGUUUACUUGACCCUGACCCGAAAAUAUCAGAGACGUGUAGACCUCUAGUAAAAGGUUCAUUUGGUGACCGAGAAAAUCAGGUUUUCGCUGCUGGGAAAGCUAGGGAAAAAUGUUUGGAUUUUCUUCCAGGAGUUUUGUAACAACCUUGGACACUAGGUCAGAUAUCCUGAGGGGCCGGUUAUGCUGAGGUCGGAUAUAAGAGUUCUACUGUACUUGUAAACUUAAAAAAAAUAAUUCAAUUAUUUUUAAAUUUUCCAGCCGUUUUGUUUCUAGCAAUGAAUAUUUUUUAAUUGUCUCGGAAAUGUAUAGAUUAUAGUUAGUUAUUUUGUACUUUGUACUUUUGGUUCAUUCCUUGUGUAUCUCUCAUGCAUUUAUUUAUUCUUUACCAAAAAAAGAGAGAAGAAGUGUUUUUAAAUAAAUAUA
This is a messenger RNA of Macrosteles quadrilineatus (aster leafhopper), 2594 nucleotides long. RefSeq names its product putative serine protease K12H4.7. The record is from RefSeq and is a predicted model, not a curated record. The transcript is spliced from 10 exons. NCBI's taxonomy places the organism in Eukaryota, Metazoa, Arthropoda, Insecta, Hemiptera, Cicadellidae. The coding region runs from base 173 to 1651 and encodes 492 amino acids. Gene Ontology annotation, molecular function: dipeptidyl-peptidase activity; serine-type exopeptidase activity. Gene Ontology annotation, biological process: proteolysis.